This is a messenger RNA of Lichtheimia ornata, 873 nucleotides long. RefSeq lists its product as uncharacterized. The record is from RefSeq and is a predicted model, not a curated record. The coding region runs from base 1 to 873 and encodes 290 amino acids. The transcript is spliced from 4 exons. NCBI's taxonomy places the organism in Eukaryota, Fungi, Mucoromycota, Mucoromycetes, Mucorales, Lichtheimiaceae.
AUGUCAAACCUUAUAUCCAACGCUGUUAAUCUCAUCCGCAACCAGACCACGGGUGCUGUUAAAGAUAUUUCGGAAAACGACAUCUAUAGAUGUACCAUGGCAGCUAAGGAUUUUUACCCCUGGUUCAUUCAUGAAGAACGCCGCACUUCAUGCACAUUUUACUAUCGUACCAGUGGCAACGCGUUUAAAAAAACAAAGACUUCUUUCGGUUGCAAGGAUGGCGAUGAAUUGGAAACCGUGCGUGUAGAGGCUGGUGGUAAGAGAGGCCCUGAUCCAACCACCAAUUACAAUGGGAUUUUUUUGUGCAGCCGUAAUGGCGAGCCUACCGGCAAGAAUAACCUCCCAUGCAACUGCCCUGUGGUGAUUAAGGCGAAAUGUUUGGAGUCAUCACCCGAUGUCGUACACAUCGAGUAUAGAUGGAGACAUGAAAACCAUAUCCCAGGAUCAGUAGAAGAUCUCAAGAAGGCUCCUAUUAGUCGUCAGGCGCGUGAAAUGAUUCACAAUAUGGUUGACCAAAACAUGAACUCGGCCAGUAUUCAAAAUGUCCUUCGUGUUGAUCACAAGUCCUUAAAGGAUAUUAUGGCUGGUGACGGUGAUGGUAUCCCUGCCAUCCUGCGUAUUGGUUACCAGCAAGUUUAUUACGCUAUGCGUUCAUGCAUGGAUAAACAUGCUAAAUUCAACAAGAGCGAUCUAAAGGCAAGCCUUGGGCAGUGGGGUGACAAGAUUGCUAACGACGAUGGGUAUUCCACAUACCAUUCUAUGGAUGAUAUCCAGGAAGGCAUGUUCUUAUUUGCCUUUAUGUCAUCAUGGCAGCUUCAGCGACUAAAAGAAGAUGGUGCAAUCGUGUGUAUGGACGCCACCCAUAAAACUUGA